UCUUAGAAACAAAAAGGCUAAAUAAACCACAAUGUCUCUCUUAGCCCUCGUCCUAAUUCUCUUGGCCCUUCUUGGAUCCGUCGGUUGCCUCUUUCCAAAGCUAUCACGGCGCGGAGCUUCUAGAACCUUAGGGAAACUUCCACCGGGUCCACGUGGCCUGCCGGUCAUCGGACAUCUCCACAUGUUGGGGGAACUCCCACACCAAACCUUAACCCACUUAUCCAAUAUAUACGGACCCAUCAUGUCCAUCAAGCUCGGAGGUGUCCGAACCAUCGUUGUCUCGUCUCCACGCGCCGCCGAGCUCUUUCUCAAGACCCACGACCACGUUUUCGCUGCCCGCCCUAAAACUCAAGCAUCCAAGAUCUUCUUCAAUGGAUCCAAGGCCGUGACCCUAACUCCGUACGGUUCGCGCUGGCGAAAUGUACGGAAACUCUAUGUCGUUCAUCUCCUAAACUCGUCUAAGAUCGAACAGUUUAAACCAAUCAGAACAGAAGAGAUUGGUGUGACGAUGAAUCGUCUCAAAACCGCAGCGGAGAAGAAUGAGGUAGUGAAUGUCAGUAAAAUAUUGAUCGAGCUUUUCGAGAAUUUGGUGUAUAGGAUGGUUUUUGGACGUGGUAAAAACGAUGACGACACGAGGCUUAAAGAGCUUGUGGAGGAGGCUGUGUCAAUCUCAGGAGUUUUCAAUAUUUCGGAUUAUUUUCCUUUACUUGCUCCCUUGGAUCUUCAGGGUUUAGCUCGAAGGAUGAAACAACUAAGUCAGUCAACAAACAUAAUAUUUGAAAAGAUCAUCGAAGAACAUGAACAGCAAAAAGACCACAAGUCCAAGGACGACAAGGACUUCGUGGAUGUACUUCUGUCUUUGGAGAAUCAAUCCAUGGACCCACAAGACAAAAAUUCAGAAAUAAUCGAUAGAUCCCAUGUUAAAGUAAUAUUACUAGACAUGGUUGGAGCAGCACUCGAGACCUCUGCAAAGACGAUCGAAUGGAUCUUUUCAGAGAUCUUGAAGAACCCUCGUGUCAUGAAAAAACUACAAGAGGAGUUAGAAACUAUCAUUGGAACGGAUAGGAUGGUACAAGAAAGUGAUUUACCAAAGCUGACAUAUUUGGAUAUGGUUAUAAAAGAAGGUCUUAGGUUACAUCCCAUUGGACCCCUCUUGGUUCCUCAUGAAUCUAUGGAAGAUGUUUGGGUUGAUGGAUUCUACAUACCGAAAAAAUCGCGAGUAUUGAUUAACGUCUGGUCUAUAGAAAGAGAUCGUGGUGUGUGGGGAGAUAACACCGAAGAGUUCUAUCCCGAGAGAUUUGAAAAUGACAAUAUUGAUAUUCAAGGUUUAGAUUUCAGACUUAUUCCUUUUGGUUCGGACGAAGAAGAUGUCCCGGUAUGCAUAUGGGAAUAUUGAACGUGAGGCUUGUCUUAGCUCAUUUGGUGCAUUCCUUUGAUUGGAAGAUGCCUGAUGGAAUGGUUCACGAAGAGAUUGACAUGGAUGAGAGGUUUGGACUUACAGUUGGACGAGCAAAUAAUGUGCUUGCAAGGCCAAUCUAUCGUUUGAAUUAUUAGAAGUUGCAUAUCGCUUAUGUAUCAAUUUAAAAUAAAAUAAAUAAAGCUUUGAACAAGUUUGAUGUUGUAUCUUUGUUAGAGCCAUGUAAAUUUCUUUUUAUAAUAAUUAC
This is a messenger RNA of Tarenaya hassleriana, 1664 nucleotides long. RefSeq names its product cytochrome P450 CYP736A12-like. Gene Ontology annotation, molecular function: monooxygenase activity; iron ion binding; oxidoreductase activity, acting on paired donors, with incorporation or reduction of molecular oxygen. The record is from RefSeq and is a predicted model, not a curated record. NCBI's taxonomy places the organism in Eukaryota, Viridiplantae, Streptophyta, Magnoliopsida, Brassicales, Cleomaceae. The transcript has 2 exons. The coding region runs from base 32 to 1396 and encodes 454 amino acids.